UCUAAUUAAAUGAUGGAUCCUAUUAGUAGUAAUGCUGAGAAACCAAGAAAAUAUCUAGAGUUGAAACCUGGUCGCACCAACAUUCUUGGCAUUCUUCGUGCUCUAUCAUCCCAUGACUACACUGAAGAAUGCAAAGAUUUCAUUGAGUCGAAGGAUGAAAUCAUGGCUGAGCAUAGAUGGGUUGUUUUUGCCUCAAUCUUGGCUCAGAAACUUCUUCACUACAUCGACAAGCCUCUCUCGUUGCUCGGCUCAGGAUUGGAGAUGUUCUUGAACAUUCUAUGCAAUGCUACUAAUUUCCACACCUUCUUCUUCAGAGGGAGGGGGUGGUGGCAAGUAAAAAGGUCAGCUAGUUUUGUAUCAAUAAAUGGGGUUUUAGAUAGCAGGGUGGAUUUGGACAAGAAGGUUGAGCCAGGAACCAAGAAAUACUUUGCAUCCCUCUCUGCUAUGGCAUCAAAAUUAGCCUACGAGAACGACCAUUACAUCAAAAACAUAGUUGAGAAUACAUGGAAGAUGGAGUUCUUGGGCUCAUAUAGCUUUUGGGAUGAGAGGUACAAGGGAGACACAACCCAAGCAUUCCUUUUCCGCGACUCGGGCACGAUCACGGUGGCCUUCCGAGGCACGGAGCCAUUCAACGCCAAGGACUGGAUGACCGACUUCGACAUAUCAUGGUGCAAGCUGCCCAACCUCAAAGGCCGAGUGCACUGCGGCUUCGUCAAAGCCCUCGGCCUCCUCGCUACCGAUCAUAAUCAAGAUUGUCCAUACGCCACGAUCGCGCAAUUGCUGCGCUCUAACCACGCGACGAGGCUGGUCGUGACGGGCCACAGCUUGGGCGGGGCGCUCGCGGUCCUCUUCGCCUCGGGGCUCGUGAUGCACGGCGAGGAUGAGCUGAUGGAGAGGUUGGAAGGAGUGUACACGUUUGGGCAGCCGAGAGUGGGAGAUGCAAGAUUUGGGGAGUUUAUGGAGGAGAGAUUUAGGGCUUGGGGUGUGGAGUACUAUAGAUUUGUGUACAAUUAUGAUAUUGUGCCAAGGCUACCAUUUGACACCAAUGCCCUUAUGUUUAAGCACUUUGGGAGGUGCAUCUACAUCAAUAGCCUUUAUGAGGCAAAGAUUGUGGAAGAAGAACCACUAAAGAACUACUUCGACCUUUGGUCAAUGGUUUCAAAGAGAGUAGAUGCAAUGUGGGAGGUGGUAAGAAGCUUUCUCCUACCUCGCAUGUUCGGACCAGACUACAAGGAAGGGUUCGUGUUGUUAAUGUUUCGAAUGUUCGGCCUCUUAUUCCCCGGUCUACCGGAUCAUGGACUACAAGAUUACAUCAACUCUACUCGAUUGUCAACUUAUUGAUGCUAGGGAAGUGAUAUGCUAUAUACCUCAUGUGAGCACGAUCUCAUUCGAUGCACUUUUAACACUUUUUUUUAUUUUAUUUUAUAUAUUUAGUUUGAUUCUAAUAUAUUAAAAGAUGUGAUUGACCUUUUGAAUUUUAUAAAAUUCAUAAAAAUCAACGUUCAGUUGAUAUUUUAUUCUGUUA
Salvia splendens (bonfire salvia) is the source of this 1525-nucleotide messenger RNA. Its product is annotated as triacylglycerol lipase OBL1. Gene Ontology annotation, biological process: lipid metabolic process. The coding region runs from base 10 to 1341 and encodes 443 amino acids. The record is from RefSeq and is a predicted model, not a curated record. NCBI's taxonomy places the organism in Eukaryota, Viridiplantae, Streptophyta, Magnoliopsida, Lamiales, Lamiaceae. The transcript is spliced from 5 exons. Gene Ontology annotation, molecular function: triacylglycerol lipase activity.